AUGCGUCGACGGCGAUCAGACGAGCAUCCGCGACUUGAGAAGCAGCUGGCAUGGCCGUCAUUUCGCAUGCGCCGCCAGUACGUGUACUACAUCAUCGGCUUUGUAUUCGCAUGUUGGUUGCUGUACCCAACCCACAAGCCCGUACCCGAGCCGGUUGGUGUCGUCAGGAUCAACUGGUCAAACUAUGCAUACAGCGUCUAUGCGACGGAUAGCGCAUCGCUCUGUCACGCCGUGAUGGUGCUGGAUGCGCUUGGUCGGUUUGGUAGCAAGGCGGACCGUGUUCUCUUUUACCCUGAGCACUGGGACACGACUGUAGAGAGCUCGAGGGACCGAGACAGUCAGCUACUUAAUUUGGCACGCGAUGUCUACAAAGCCAAGCUGUAUCCUGUCAAACCGCUUCAGGUCGCCGGGCGAACAGAGACUGAGUGGCUAUGGGAUGAAACAGUUACCAAGCUAAUGGCGUUUUCUCUCGAGUACUACGACCGUGUCAUUUCUCUGGAUUCGGACAUUACACUUCUCAGCUCUCUCGACGAGCUCUUUCUCCUUCCUCCUACGCCAAUAGCCAUGCCGCGUGCAUACUGGACCGACAGCAAGCCCUGGCCAUUGUCGACAAAGCUUAUGGUGAUCCAACCCAAUGCGGGACAGCUGGAGAAAUUCAAGAUACUCAUGGAAGGCGGUGGUGACAGCAUGCUGGUCAGGAUGCAUCGGUACGACAUGGAGAUUUUGAAUGAACGAUAUGAGCAGAGUGCGUUGGUUUUGCCACACCGCCCGUAUGCUCUUCGCACGGCAGAGUUCCGAAAGCAUGAGCACGUCGACUACUUGGGUGACGCCGACGAAAAAUGGGAUGCCGAGAAGGUUUACAAAGAAGCCAAAAUUAUUCACUUCAGUGACCAUCCAUUGCCACCGCCAUGGUUCGCAUGGCCUGGCGGCAGUGUCCCGGAGAUGCAACCCGACUGCGGGGGAGACGGCGAAGGAAGCUGCGCUGAAAGACGGAUAUGGAUGAGUUUGUACCAAGACUUUCGGAAGCGUCGCAAGGAGGUGUGCAAACUACUGAGCGUUCCCGCGGCCCCGUGGGCUUUGGUUAAGCAGCAGGCAGGACUCAAUGCGACAAGUACCGAGCAGGUUGCGCCUCAAGCCUCCAGCUGA
Molecule: messenger RNA, 1146 nt
Organism: Bipolaris zeicola 26-R-13
Lineage: Eukaryota; Fungi; Ascomycota; Dothideomycetes; Pleosporales; Pleosporaceae
Product: glycosyltransferase family 8 protein
Exons: 2
Coding region: 1-1146 (381 amino acids)
Molecular function (GO): glycosyltransferase activity
Source: RefSeq, a predicted model, not a curated record